This is a messenger RNA of Talaromyces proteolyticus, 1659 nucleotides long. Its product is annotated as major facilitator superfamily domain-containing protein. Gene Ontology annotation, biological process: transmembrane transport. Gene Ontology annotation, cellular component: membrane. The record is from RefSeq and is a predicted model, not a curated record. The coding region runs from base 111 to 1583 and encodes 490 amino acids. Gene Ontology annotation, molecular function: transmembrane transporter activity. NCBI's taxonomy places the organism in Eukaryota, Fungi, Ascomycota, Eurotiomycetes, Eurotiales, Trichocomaceae. The transcript is spliced from 6 exons.
GUUACAUGUUCAACACUUCCCCUCCCCCUAACACGAAACACGUUUAUCCUUCUGAUUUUUUUAUUCCGUCGCCUUUUACUUCAUAAUUGACUAGAAUAAUAUUACGAAACAUGACUUCCGAGACUACAGCACUGCUCGCAAGCAAUACACAACAGCAGAGGAAGACGAGGGAUUGGUGGGAGUGUUCAACAGUGUUCCUAGUUUUUCUGAUCAACUUUCUGCUUCAAGGUAGUCUAUUUAUUGUGUUGGCACCUCGCAUGCAGAUCUAUGAGUCUAUAUUAUGUCAAUACCAUGCGCCAGGGAAUAUUGGAGAAGUAGUACCAAUGAAUGGGGAUCGAUGCAAAGAUCUAGAUGUCCAGGCCGAGCUGGCUUUCAUACUUGGCAUGGAGGAGUUUUUGACGGUAUUUCUAAGUGUUCUCACCAUCCCGUACAGCCUUCUGGCUGAUCAAUACGGAUGGUCCUCUAUUCUAUCACUAUCACUCUGUGGUAUCGUAUUGGAGAUGAUAUGGCCUUUUUUUAUUUGCCUCUUCGCAGGCCGUGUAUCGCUUUAUUGGGUGUUGUUUGCGGUUGCAUUCGAGGCCAUAGGUGGAGGAAUCAUGGUUUCAGUCACGAUGCUUCAACUGAUUUUGUCUUUGCUUGUAUCACAGGAAUCAAGAACGCGUGUUUUCCUCUAUUUGGUUGGAAGUUCAUUCAUUGCGACAGCCAUUGGACAGGCUGUCUCUACUCUACUCAUGAACACUAAUGUAUGGCUUCCAGCCUGCUUAGGAUGUGGUUUAACCCUUUUGGCCUUGGCUUUAUCUCUUCUUUUAGACCGAACAAUGGUCAGGCGCGCCGCUGAUUACUCGACAAAUGUAAACUAUCGGGAACCACGCCUGUCUCCUAGUCUAAACAGUCGCCCAGCUAGAGAAUUGUGUCUCGUACCGCUCAGAACGCUUCAACAGAACCCUCAGGCCGUAGCUAUUCUCAUUGCUACCUUCACAUUUCCUCUUGGCGAGAAUUCAAUGGUGAAUAUUAUCUUGCUUUACAUUUCGAAACGCUACGGAUUGAGUAUCGCAGAGGCCAAUUUUCUGGUGGCGUUCAGUUCUAUUGCCAAGCUUUUCACAUAUCUAGUGGGAAUCCCCAGCCUGGGUUACGUACUAAAAAAAUAUAGGGGCGUAACUUCAUUUGGUCGAGACAGAAUUAUCGUCCAAGUUGAAGGUAUUCUCCUACUAAUUGGGGCAUUAUGUAUUUCCUUGGCACCCACAGUCACCCUGACAUUUUUUGGUAUAAUUGUCUCUUCUUCUGGCAUGGCCAUCAUCACCAUCUUGCGGUCUCUGGUCACAGAUCUUGUACAACCACAGGACAUUACUAUAGUCUACUGUCUGAUGAGCAUGGUGAUGCGGAUAGGCUCGGGUAUCGCAGGGCCAAUAUUCGCAUGGGGAUUUGGUUUUGGUAUGAGAUUAGGUCAAAAGUGGACCAAUUUACCGUUUCUCCUUGCAGCUAUAGUUUUCAUGGCAGGUACAAUAGUACUGUCAUCUAUUCCUAAGACUCCACGGCUCAGAACCGACGAGGAACCCGGACCACAGGGGACCAACGGUGAAUAAUCUUCAGCAAGAGGCGAGUGAAUAGAUAUAUAUAUAUAGAUAUACUUCAUUAAUACCAAUCAGAACUUGAUAGAAG